AUGGCUAGUGGAAGGAAUGAUGCUGCGAUUGCUGAGGCUCUAGAGUCCAUGGCAGGAGUUACAGUGCAGGCUCUCCAAGCUUUGGCUAAAUAUCAAGCUACUGCACAAGCCUCUGCGCAAGCUGCUACUCAAGCUACUAGCUACGGUGGUGGCCAAGGAAAUGUGCAAAUAAAUGAAUUCAUGGAAGUUGAGAAAAUUUUCAGAGGAGUGGCAUGCCCCGAAGGUCAGAAAGUGCAUCUUGGUACCUUUAUGUUGACGGAGGAAGCUGAACAUUGGUGGGAUAAUGCACGCCAACGUUUAGAUAAUGCAGGGACUUCAAUUAAUUGGGCUAUAUUCAAGGACAUGUUUCUAAUUAAGUAUUUCCCUGAAGAUAUUCAUAAUAGAAAGGAGAUGGAAUUUGUUAAAUUGGAACAUGGGAAUAUGUCAGUAGCGGAGUAUGCUGCUAAGUUCGAGGAAUUAUCCAGGUACUAUCCACUCUAUGUUGGAGAGGCAGGAGAAAAGUCUAAGUGCAUCAAGUUUGAAAUGGGACUCAGACCAGAGAUCAAGAAACAGGUUGGAAUGCAAGAGAUUCGUGACUUUCCUACCCUGGUGAAUAAGAGUAGGAUUUAUGAUGAGGAUAGUCGGGUUGAAAAGUUGGAAAAUGAGCUAGUAGUGGUAACGGAAAAGGAAAUGGAAACAGUUAUAGUUAUGGGAGUGGUAGAGGAAACCCCAAUCGAUGAGGAGUUAGUAACGGAAAUAGUAACAACAUGA
Messenger RNA from Cicer arietinum (chickpea), 750 nucleotides. The record is from RefSeq and is a predicted model, not a curated record. Lineage: Eukaryota; Viridiplantae; Streptophyta; Magnoliopsida; Fabales; Fabaceae.